This is a messenger RNA of Gavia stellata (red-throated loon), 1735 nucleotides long. RefSeq names its product tetratricopeptide repeat domain 39C (gene TTC39C). The transcript has 14 exons. Gene Ontology annotation, biological process: otolith morphogenesis; cilium assembly. NCBI's taxonomy places the organism in Eukaryota, Metazoa, Chordata, Aves, Gaviiformes, Gaviidae. Gene Ontology annotation, molecular function: protein binding. Bases 1 to 1731 code for a protein of 576 amino acids. The record is from RefSeq and is a predicted model, not a curated record.
AUGGCCGGCUCGGAGCAGCCGCCGCCGCGGCGGGAGGACGGGGAAGCGCCGCUGCCCAUCGAGGACGCGGAGCUGGCGCUGGCCGGCAUCAACAUGCUGCUGAACAAUGGCUUCCGGGAGUCCGACCAGCUCUUCAAGAAAUACAGAAACCAUAGCCCAUUAAUGAGUUUUGGAGCCAGUUUUGUCAGUUUUUUGAAUGCUAUGAUGACAUUUGAAGAAGAGAAAAUGCAGCUGGCAUGUGAUGACUUAAAGGCUACAGAGAAGCUUUGUGAAAGUGAAGAAGCCGGAGUUAUAGAAACAAUCAAAAAUAAAAUUAAAAAGAAUGUUGAUGGACGAAAAUCCACUCUAUCCAUGAUAGAUCGUCUACAAAGACAAAUAAUUGUAGCAGACUGUCAAGUCUACUUGGCUGUGCUCUCAUUUGUAAAACAAGAGUUAUCAGCAUACAUAAAAGGUGGGUGGAUACUCCGAAAAGCCUGGAAAAUUUACAAUAAGUGCUAUAUAGACAUUAAUACACUUCAGGAAAUAUAUCAGAAGAAAACCACUCAGGAAUCCUUGACUUCUGAUGCUGCAAAUGAUAAUCAUAUUGCUGCAGAAGGUGUAACGGAGGAUUCGCUAAACAGACUGAAAGGUGCUGUUAGCUUUGGAUAUGGACUUUUUCAUCUUUGCAUAUCCAUGGUGCCCCCAAACCUGCUCAAAAUCAUCAACCUGCUGGGUUUUCCUGGAGACCGCCUACAGGGGCUUUCUUCACUGAUGUAUGCAAGUGAAAGUAAGGACAUGAAGGCCCCUUUAGCUACAUUAGCUCUGUUGUGGUACCACACAGUUGUUCGUCCCUUUUUUGCCCUUGAUGGCAGCGAUAACAAGGCAGGAUUGAGAGAGGCAAAAGAAAUUCUUGCAAAAAAAGAAUCUGCUUAUCCAAAUUCUUCUCUGUUUAUGUUCUUCAAGGGAAGAAUACAGCGAUUAGAGUGUCAAAUUAAUAGUGCCUUGACCUCAUUUCAUACUGCUUUGGAACUUGCAACAGACCAAAGGGAGAUUCAGCAUGUCUGCUUAUAUGAAAUAGGUUGGUGCAGCAUGAUAGAGAUGAAUUUCAAAGAUGCGUUUGAAUCCUUUGAAAGGCUUAAAAAUGAAUCCAGGUGGUCCCAGUGCUACUAUGCUUAUUUAACAGCAGUGUGUCAGGGAGCCACUGGUGAUGUCAAUGGUGCUCAGAACGUGUUCAAGGAAGUUCAGAAGCUUUUCAAAAGAAAAAACAAUCAGAUUGAACAAUUUUCAGUGAAAAAGGCAGAUAGAUUUAGAAAACAAAUGCCGACCAAAGAGCUCUGUGUCCUGGCAUCCAUUGAAGUAUUGUACUUAUGGAAAGCCCUUCCAAACUGUUCCCUCUCGAACUUACAGCAUAUGAGCCAAGCUUGUCAGGAUGUUGAUGAUUCAUCGGCUGGUGGUUUGAGAAAUUUGCUUCUUGGUGCCAUACACAAAUGCUUAGGAAAUUCUGAAGAUGCUGUUCAGUUCUUUCAGCGAGCUGCUAAAGAUGAACUGUGCCGUCAAAACAACUUAUACGUCCAGCCAUAUGCUUGCUAUGAACUUGGCUGUCUUCUGUUAGACAAUCCAGAGACUGUGCCAAGAGGCAAAACCUUACUUCUCCAAGCCAAGGAGGAAUUUACUGGCUAUGACUUUGAGAAUAGAUUGCACGUCCGCAUACACGCAGCCUUAGCCUCUCUAAGGGAAGUAGUUCCACAGUGAUGGA